AUGUCAGCAAUAAAUUCAUCCCAUCCAAAAAAAAAUCAUCAUCAACAUCAACAUCAUCAACAUCAUUAUCAACAUUGUCAUCAUCGUCAUCGUCUUCAUACGAUGUCACGAUUACAACGUCAAGUAUCCAAUGCUCUCUUCAUGACAGCAUCUUCACGAUCUACCAUCCAACAAGCACAAUCUCAUUCAAGAUCGUCGUCACAAAUUUAUCCAGCAACAGAUCGAUCUGAUAACGAUAAUGAUAACAAUGAUUAUCAACCAAACAAUAAUGAUAAUCUUUCAUAUCAACAGUGGUUAGUAAAUGUUUCAUUGUAG
This is a messenger RNA of Loa loa (African eye worm), 315 nucleotides long. RefSeq lists its product as hypothetical. Bases 1 to 315 code for a protein of 104 amino acids. The record is from RefSeq and is a predicted model, not a curated record. The transcript has a single exon. Lineage: Eukaryota; Metazoa; Nematoda; Chromadorea; Rhabditida; Onchocercidae.